UCACUCACCAAGUCCCUCGUCCAUUCGCCGGCCAACUCCCACAGACACGCCAUUCGCACACCUCCAAUGGCGUCCAAAAAGCCUCUCCGGACCUUAAUAACCACGGCUUCAUCAUCGCUGCGCGCCCAGCAACCCGCAUGUAGAGCUUUCUCCGAAACCUCCGCAUGCUCCUUCUCCACCUCAACUCCGAAGCUGGUAUCCGAAAAUGAUCCAGAGGGAUACGAGCGCCCAAGAUGGCAACAAACUCCUGCGCGAAUGGUUGCGCCUUUCCGGACGAGGCCGCUACCUAGAGGACCGGUGUUCAAAGUGAAUGAAGACCCCCGGAGGCUAGAUGAAAUGUACAUACGAAUGUUGGGACCGAAAGGGGACAAGGUGUUGAGCGAUGAGGUGAAGUGGUUGGCGGUGACACACAAGAGCUUUGAUCACGGACGGAGAGGACACAAUGACCGGUUGGCGUUUCUGGGUCGGCGUAUAGUAUCGCUGCAGGCAUCGUUGGCCCUGCUAAAUUCCCCGCAAGCCGCACCUAUACCGGAAGUUGAUCAGUACGGGAGGAAACCAUAUAAACAUCCCGCGUUAGAUGGGCUCGCUGGCCUUACACACGAGGCGAAAGACAGCGAGUUGAACAUUGCACGGUUAGCGCCAAUUGCGCAGCGAUAUGGUCUGGACAAGGUAACCAGGUGGAAACCGGCGAGGACGGACAACCUCCAAUCGUCCGGCAUAGACGCCGUACUUUCAACAUCAUUGUACGCCAUUGUAGGAGCCGUAGCUCUGGAGCGGGGAGGAGAAGUUGCGAACAGGAUUUGCCGGGACAAGAUUUUGGCGCCCCUUGGCCUGACCUUCUGAGGAUAUACGACCAUGCCCAUUUUGCAUAGCCUUCACUGUGUAAUUCUGUCUCAUGUACCAUAUUGUAAGGAUGGAAGCCGACACGGGCCACGCGGGAUAUUAGCACGCAUUGCAUAUACGGCUAUUUUUGAUAUAUCAGGAGACGAUGGGAAUCAACCCGAAUGUUUACU
This is a messenger RNA of Westerdykella ornata, 1013 nucleotides long. RefSeq names its product RNase III domain-containing protein. The transcript has 3 exons. Gene Ontology annotation, molecular function: structural constituent of ribosome; ribonuclease III activity. NCBI's taxonomy places the organism in Eukaryota, Fungi, Ascomycota, Dothideomycetes, Pleosporales, Sporormiaceae. Gene Ontology annotation, cellular component: mitochondrial large ribosomal subunit. The record is from RefSeq and is a predicted model, not a curated record. Gene Ontology annotation, biological process: RNA processing; mitochondrial translation. Bases 67 to 843 code for a protein of 258 amino acids.